AUGCUCCAAGAGCUCAACGUCGGCCUCUGCGCAUCGAUUCGAGCGGCUGGUCACGCGCACAACGUCCCUGAACGAAGCAUUCGUCCCCGGCUCGCUAAACGACAAGAUUCACGUACCGCGUACGCUCACGAACAGCGACUACAACUACGACGCGAAGAGUACUGA
Molecule: messenger RNA, 165 nt
Organism: Aureobasidium melanogenum CBS 110374
Lineage: Eukaryota; Fungi; Ascomycota; Dothideomycetes; Dothideales; Saccotheciaceae
Exons: 1
Coding region: 1-165 (54 amino acids)
Source: RefSeq, a predicted model, not a curated record